AUGUUCCGAGCCUGCUCCACAUCUAGCCUAUCCUCCUUCAACUACAAGAAACACAUGAGGGUAGCUAAACCUUACCAAGAGUUCCCUCCUCAGAAACUGACUCGUGUUAAUGAAGGGACACACAAUGUUAUGGAAAGAGAUUACACAAUGUUGAAGGGCUUAGUGUUUGAACAUGGGAGCAGAGCUGCAGUGUAAGGGCAGCAGAGUUUAAAGAUGGCUAUUAGUGAGGCUUCCAGGAAUGGUGUUAUAGGGUCUAUUCUCAUUGACGAGAAUUAAGGAGAAUUUCCAGAGAUUCUCAAGAGGUAUCGAUUCUCGAGAGACAUUACUGUAAUGUAAACUUGCGUAUUUCUCACGUCUCGAACGCUACCUCUGGAGGUCACGCACGGCACUCGCCCGACAGUUUCCCUCCUAAGUAGGGCAGUGUAAACAGAAUUGUCUUGUUGAGCCCAACAUUCAUACAGUAAAAAUACUAAUAGCAGAGCAAUGUUUUUGAAACGGUUGAAAUGUAUAGACAUUUUGUAUUAUAUUUGGGACUUGUUUUAUUGAGUUUUCAUCUGAAAUUGCAGUAAAAGCCUGUGACAUUCUAAAAUUGUCGCAGUGGAAAGGGAAACUCAACUGUGUUUUUUCUCCAGGCAAGAAGCUGAUCAACUCACCAGGGAAAUUAUCAAUGUUUUCAGUCGCAAUUGCAAUUUUGCAUUUACCUCAUAAAAUGAAGCCUGGUUUGUUCUAAGGUAACUUUAAUAAGCUGAAACUGUACAUUUAUAUUCGUAUAUUGAUAUGCUGAUGUUACUGCUAGCUAGCUGAAUUGUUGUAUUAUUCAAGAGUGUAAUGUGGUUUGGUUGUAUUACUCAAGAGUGUAGCUAAUAUGUUUUAGAGGAAAAGUUGCUCGCAUUGUUGAAUAAAGCCCCACAGUGGAGGUGUCAUAAUACCCAUAAAACCUAGCGGUCAAACAGGGAAAUGGUUCCAAUUGUUUUUCCACCAUUAAUUUUUCCCAUAGGGGAUUUUUGAAACACUUCAAAUAAGGGCUGUGUUUCCUGCGGUGACGUUUUGAUAACCAUGUAAAUCUCUCUUGGACAAGGUGACUUUUAUCAAUAUAUUCAGCUCUAUUUACUCUCAGAUUUGAAAAAUGCUAAUUGGCAUCAACGUAGACAUCUUGCAAAACUACAAAUCCCUGCAAGCUCCUGCAUGUCAUCUCUAGCUGACACCUUUGCUAAAAGGUAUUGUGUCAAUUUAAAACUUGCACAAGACAGUUCACAGAAUUGUCCAUUUAAAGACAUUUAGACAAUUUAUUAAUUACUACAUUUAGCUAACAUUAGAUAGUUAAUCCAGAGAUUCUUACCUUUGUCUCGAUUCGGCAGUCUCGUCCAGAUCAUGGCAUUUGUAGUACUUUAUGAUAGCCACAUUAGCAGCUAAUUAACGUUUUCAUUUUUUUAAAAUAUAUUGAUAAAAGUCACCUUGUCCUAGAGCGAUUUACACGGUUAUCAAAACGUCAUGCCAGGGUAAGCCUACAUGAAACACAUCCCUUAUUUGAAGUGUUUCUAAAAUCCCCUAUGGGAAAAAUGAAUGGUGGAAAAACCAAUGGUGGAACCAUUUCCCUGUUUGACCGGUAGGUUUUAUGGGUAUUAUGACUCAUACUGUGGUACUCUAUAGUUUGCAAGCUUGCUGGCUAGUUAGUAGCUACUGUGAUACUGAUAUUUACGGUACAUUUGCAGCUGCAGAGCAAGAAUGUCACGUUGCUAGCCACAAUGAAAGCUAAGGCAAGGAUGUAAUGUAAAUUGAAAAGUUCAUGUCGCUGCCUCUCCUUAUAGAGCUGUAUGUUAAUGAUCACAGAGAAGGACCCUGGCAGGAAUAUGUAAGGGCUGGGGGGGAACCUGUCUUGUUGGCAGAGAGCUGAAGAAUUGAUCAGGGGGGUGUUGGCAAACAUUCAGAGGAUAACCGGUUGCUUCAGCAGAGAACUGCCAGACAGUGCAGACAGCCGUGUCAAUGAUAAUAAACAGCCUCUUUCCCCGACAACUGAUUCAAACUACCUGCAUCUUACUACCUAAACUGAUCAAAACUACCGUUGAAGCAAUCAAUCUAGAGCCUCUUCACAUGGAGUCAAAUCAUGGUUGUGAUCCUAAAACCGCAGUGUACAAAAAUGUAUAUUGCUCUGUCACUUAGAUUGUGGCUACAUUACCAAAGGUGUUAGACACACCAGAUUCGAUCUGUUCCAUAUGCUAUAUUGGUUAUGGAUUCCUGAAUCCCCUCCCUGGGUGUAGAAGAGGUGCAGAAAUCAAUACUUUUCAGUCUGACACACUUGCUGUUAGGGCUGGGAAUUGCCAGGGACCUCACGAUACAGUGAGGGAAAAAAGUAUUUGAUCCCCUGCUGAUUUUGUACGUUUGCCCACUGACAAAGAAAUGAUCAGUCUAUAAUUUUAAUGGUAGGGUUAUUUGAACAGUGAGAGACAGAAUGUCAAAAAAUUUAUAAAUUGAUUUGCAUUUUAAUGAGGGAAAUAAUUAUUUGACCCCCUCUCAAUUAGAAAGAUUUCUGGCUCCCAGGUGUCUUUUAUACAGGUAACGAGCUGAGAUUAGAGCACACUCUUAAAGGGAGUGCUCCUAAUCUCAGCUUGUUACCUGUAUAAAAGACACCUGUCCACAGAAGCAAUCAAUCAGAUUCCAAACUCUCCACCAUGGCCAAGACCAAAGAGCUCUCCAAAGAUGUCAGGGACAAGAUUGUAGACCUACACAAGGCUGGAAUGGGCUACAAGACCAUCGCCAAGCAGCUUGGUGAGAAGGUGACAACAGUUGGUGCGAUUAUUCGCAAAUGGAAGAAACGCAAAAUAACUGUCAAUCUCCCUCGGCCUGGGGCUCCAUUCAAGAUCUCACCUUGUGGAGUUGCAAUGAUCAUGAGAACGGCGAGGAAUCAGCCCAGAACUACACGGGAGGAUCUUGUCAAUGAUCUCAAGGCAGCUGGGACCAUAGGCACCAAGAAAACAAUUGGUAACACACUACGCCGUGAAGAACUGAAAUCCUGCAGCGCCCGCAAGGUCCCCCUGCUCAAGAAAGCACAUAUACAUGCCCGUCUGAAGUUUGCCAAUGAACAUCUGAAUGAUUCAGAGGAGAACUGGGUGAAAGUGUUGUGGUCAGAUGAGACCAAAAUCGAGCUCUUUGGCAUCAACUCAACUCGCUGUGUUUGAAGGAGGAGGAAUGCUGCCUAUGACCCCAAGAACACCAUCCCCACCGUCAAACAUGGAGGUGGAAACAUUAUGCUUUGGGGGUGUUUUUCUGCUAAGGGGACAGGACAACUUCACCGCAUCAAAGGGACGAUGGACGGGGCCAUGUACCGUCAAAUCUUGGGUGAGAACCUCCUUCCCUCAGCCAGGGCAUUGAAAAUGGGUCGUGGAUGGGUAUUCCAGGAUGACAAUGACCCAAAACACACGGCCAAGGCAACAAAGGAGUGGCUCAAGAAGAAGCACAUUAAGGUCCUGGAGUGGCCUAGCCAGUCUCCAGACCUUAAUCCCAUAGAAAAUCUGUGGAGGGAGCUGAAGGUUCGAGUUGCCAAACGUCAACCUCGAAACCUUAAUGACUUGGAGAAGAUCUGCAAAGAGGAGUGGAACAAAAUCCCUCCUGAGAUGUGUGCAACUACAAGAAACAUCUGACCUCUGAUUGCCAACAAGGGUUUUGCCACCAAGUACUAAGUAAUGUUUUGCAGAGGGGUCAAAUACGUAUUUCCCUCAUUAAAAUGCAAAUCAAUUUAUAACAUUUUUGACAUACGUUUUUCUGGAUUUUGUUGUUAUUCUGUCUCUCACUGUUCAAAUAAACCUACCAUUAAAAUUAUAGACUGAUCAUGUUUUUGUCAGUGGGCAAACGUACAAAAUCAGCAGGGGGGAUCAAAUACUUUUUUCCCUCACUGUAGGUGCCGAUACUAUAUGUAUUGCGAUUCUCACGAUUCUAUAUAUUGCUCACCAUGUCUGCUGCAGAGGGACGAGAGAGCCAUGAGAAAACAAGUUUUGAUCAGUCAUGAAAAUAAAAGUGCUGAAAACAAAUUGGCUCACAAUUAAAAUGAAGAUGUAGAACAAGCUAUAAAGGAAAAAUACUGGAGUUUUGGUGCAGGGACAAGGACUAGCGCAAAAAUUAAUUUCCUGAUACACUACAUGACCAGAAGUAUGUGGACACCUGCUCGUCGAACAUCUCAUUCCAAAAUCAUGGGCAUUAAUACGGAGUUAUUCCCCCUUUGCUGCUAUAACACUCUUCUGGGAAGGCUUUCCACUAGAUGUAUGAUUAUUGCUGCAGGGACUUGCUUCCAUUCAGCCACAAGAUAAUUAGUGAGUUCGGGCACUGAUGUUUGGCGAUUAGGCCUGACUCGCAAUCAGCGUUCCAAUUCAUCCCAAAGGUGUCCGAUGGGGUUGAGGUCAGGGCUCUGUGCAGGCCAGUCAAGUUCUUCCACACCAAUCUCGACAAACCAUUUCUGUGCACGGGUGUAUUGUCAUGCUGAAACAGGAAAGGGCCUUCCCCAAACUGAUGCCACAAAGUUGGAAGCACAGAAUCGUCUAGAAUGUCAUUGUAUGCUGUAGCAUUAAGAUUUCCCUUCACUGGAACUAAGGGGCCUGAACCAUGAAAAACUGCCCCAGACCAUUAUUCCUCCUCCACCAAACUUUACAGUUGGCACUAAGCAUUGGGGCAGGUAGCGUUCUCCUGGCAUCCGCCAAACCCAGAUUUGUCUGUCGGACUGCCAGAUGGUGAAGCGGGAUUCAUCACUCCAGAAAAUGCAUUUCCACUGCUCCAGAGUCCAAUGGCGGCAAGGUUUACACCACUCCAGCCGACACUUGGAAUUGCGCAUGGUGAUCUUAGGCUUGUGUGCGGCUGCUCGGCCAUGGAAACCCAUUUCAUGAAGCUCCCAACAAACAGUUAUUGUGCUGACGUUGCUUCCAGAGGCAGUUUGGAACUAGGUAGUGAGUGUUGCAACCAGGGGCGGCCUGUUCAAUAGGGCGAUAUGGGCGACGCACUGCCAAACGGGAAAAGGAAGGGAUUUUUUUUCUAAUCAAUUAUAUCACGGCAACAGUAGUUAUCAGUGUUGUAAUCUAUACGUCUGAUCUGCCACAGUGCCACACUGCCACUAAAUGUCGAAUCAGGCUAAAGUCGUGCUUCAAAUGGCUCCCCCCCCUUUUGGGGCGAUUUCAGUCAGGUUGAAAAUCGCCCAGAAGUCUGUAAUAGACUCCCAUGUAAAAUCUUUUUUUUUCAAAUUUCAGAGCCUUCAAUACAAUCUCAAUGGGUGUCUGUGGGCUUGCACUUACGCGCUUUCGUCAUACGUUACGUAACCAUGAACGUAACUGAGAAAAGAGUGGAUUGUUUGAAAGAAGUUCCUUUUUGUCGGCGAACAAAUGGAGAUAAAUUGGCAACGAAACAAUUAGGACCUCCCAGACCAAAUUUAAUAAUUCAACAGGUUUCUACUAAAGGCGGAAAGUCCUACACCCGAGGAUUUUCCAAAAAUUGGUACGAACGAAAAAAGACAUUGCCACUCACUCAACUGGAUGACGAGGGAUACAGGCUAGCUGUCCGCCGCCACAACGAUGAGGUUAGUGUUGAUAAUCACAAGUUUACUGGAUGUGGAUAUGGUGUAAUAAAGGCAGUUUAUUCAGAGGUAAAUAUAUCUGGAAUCACGUUCACGGACCCGUUCGUCAAACUCUUAGGGAGCUAUAAAUUAAGCCCCAUUACUUACCAUAUCAGAUAAGAGAAAUUGCUGCAGCUACAUAUAUUUUACAUCCUGGCCCUACAUAGUUCACUAUUUGCAUCACUUACCAAAAUAUUACAUGUGGUCAUAUAUGCUUGGAAAGUGGAGAUGCCAUAGAACGUCAAAAAAGUAAACAUUGCUGGAGACACAUUGCCGUUUUGGAGAAGACAUCGCGUUUGCUAGCGAAGAGAUUUGUUGUGGCAAAUGAACUUGGGCUGGGAAUUGCCAGGAACCUCACGAUAAGAUAUAUGCAUCAGCAUUGCGAGUCUCAUGAUUCUAUACGUAUUGCGAUUCGAUACUGUGAUUUUAUUGCGCACCAUAUGUCUGUUGCAGAGCGAUCAGAAAGCCAUGAGAACGAGUUUUGAUCAGUCAUGGAAAUAAAAGUGCUGAAAACAAAUUUGCUCCCAAUGUGAAAAGAUUGAGAACAAGCUAUGAAGGAACAAUAAUGGUGUUUUGGUGCAGGUACAGCCAACUAGCGCUAAAAUAUUGCGAUAUUGUCAAUACAGUAUAUCGUAAAGUAUCACUAUGUAACUCGAUUUCUUUCACCCCAAUCCCUCAAAUUAACGGUAAAUAACUGAAUUGUUUGCCCCACAUUUAGCUAAGAUGAUUAGCUAGCCAGCUAAAAUGUUUUAUUUAGUUAGCAGUCGCAUCUACAAUAGUUUACUGUCAAUAACAUGUCUCCAAAAAUGACGUGGUGUCUCCAAUUGUGUUGACAUUUUACAAUUGCAAUGCGCAUCCAUGAGUAUCCACUUUCUGUAGCUCAGCUGGUAGAGCAUGGUGCUUGUAACGCCAAGGUAGUGGGUUCGAUCCCCGGGACCACCCAUACACAAAAAUGUAUGCACGCAUGACUGUAAGUCGCUUUGGAUAAAAGCGUCUGCUAAAUGGCAUAUUAUUAUUAUUAUUAUUAUUAUUAUUAUCUGAAGAGAGCCCCGAAACAUUGUGUGCAGACAUUUUAUGCAAUAAAUGAAGUAGGUUCAAUCUAGUAGUUCUGAUCUUCUGAUUGGUCCUGAUGAGUUGGGCGAGGUCCCCUGCAGGCUACUGUCACUGUUGCAUUGGCUCUGAGUCGGGUUCUCUGUCUUCAAAUGUUCAGCCUAAGAGAGGGGAUUUUUGUGUGUGUGUGUGUGUGUGUGUGUUUAACAGUGAUGAUGUGUGUGUGUGUGUGUGUGUUUAACAGUGAUGAUGUGUGUGUGUGUGUGUGUUUGUGUGUGUGUGUGUCCUCAGAGCAAGAACUCGUGAGUUGGAAGAACUGAGAGGCCUAUGGCUUGGGUGUUGUCCUUGGCCACCUGCUGACAAGGCUGACAAGAUAGGACCCUUUUGUCCAUUGUUAUUGGAUAGGAACAGAACUUAUAACCAGCUCCUGACCUAAAUAGAUCUUAGCACAACAUUUUACUCAACAUAUCAUAUUCCAUAUUCACUAUAACAAAUAUAUUUACUACGACAUUAGCAAGAACCGCCACAUCCUCAGCCGGCUAAUCCAGUGUGUGAAGUUUUGCGGAGUGUUUGAGUUAGCUUUGCGAGGCAAAGAUGAAACUGAGGGCUCCACCAACCCUGGUAAGCCAACACUUUUGAGAUCAGUCAAUAAAUGCUUCUGGUAUUGACUUAUAUGCUGCCCCUGUCUUCAUGUUGUUGCUGGACAUAUCUUUUUUUAAAUGUGUGUAGGUCACCUAAAUCAUCAGAAAAAUUGCCCCUCCUGAGAAUUUUUUCAGGAGCCGCCACUGGUUGCAACCAAGGACAGAUUAUUUUUACGCGCUACGUGCUUCAGCACUCGGCGGUCCCGUUCUGUGAGCUUGUGUGGCCUACCACUUUGUGGCUGAGCCGUUGUUGCUCCUAGUCAUUCCACUUCACAAUAACAGCACUUACAGUUGACGGGGCAGCUCUAGCAGGGCGAACUGACUUGUUGGAAAGGUGGCAUCCUAUGACGGUGCCACGUUGAAAGUCACUGAGCUCUUCAGUAUGGGCCAUUCUACUGCCAAUGUUUGUCUAUUGACAUUGCAUGGCUGUGUACUCGAUUUUAUACACCUGUCAGCAACUGGUGUGGCUGAAAUGGCCAAAUCCACGAAUUUGAAGGGGUGUCCACAUACUUUUGUAUAUAUAGUGUAUGUAACUGUAUAAUUUUUUCCCCCCAUCACUACUUGCUGUCCUCCUGUGUACAAACGCUCCCUCACGGUGAAAGCAGCCAAGAAGACAAACUACUGUGUUUUCUUUCUCCUUCAAGGAAGAUCUGUGCUGAUGACACAUGACUCAUAGUUUCUCCUCGCCCCUGUGACUCACCUAUUCCAGGCCUGUAUAUAUACAGUGGGGAGAACAAGUAUUUGAUACACUGCCGAUUUUGCAGGUUUUCCUACUUAAAAAGCAUGUAGUCUGUAAUUUUUAUCAUAGGUACACUUCAACUGUGAGAGACGGAAUCUAAAACAAAAAUCCAGAAAAUCACAUUGUAUGAUUUUUAAGUAAUUAAUUUGCAUUUUAUUGCAUGACAUAAGUAUUUGAUCACCUACCAACCAGUAAGAAUUCCGGCUCUCACAGACCUGUUAGUUUUUCUUUAAGAAGCCCUCCUGUUCUCCACUCAUUACCUGUAUUAACUGCACCUGUUUGAACUCGUUAUCUGUAUAAAAGACACCUGUCCACACACUCAAUCAAACAGACUCCAACCUCUCCACAAUGGCCAAGACCAGAGAGCUGUGUAAGGACAUCAGGGAUACAAUUGUAGACCUGCACAAGGCUGGGAUGGGCUACAGGACAAUAGGCAAGCAGCUUGGUGAGAAGACAACAACUGUUGGCGCAAUUAUUAGAAAAUGGAAGAAGUUCAAGAUGACGGUCAAUCACCCUCGGUCUGGGGCUCCAUGCAAGAUCUCACCUCGUGGGGCAUCAAUGAUCAUGAGGAAGGUGAGGGAUCAGCCCAGAACUACACGGCAGGACCUGGUCAAUGACCUGAAGAGAGCUGGGACCACAGUCUCAAAGAAAACCAUUAGUAACACACAGGCCCGUCUGAAGUUUACCAAUGACCAUCUGGAUGAUCCAGAGGAGGAAUGGGAGAAGGUGUGGUCUGAUGAGACAAAAAUAGAGCUUUUUGGUCUAAACUCCACUCGCCGUGUUUGGAGGAAGAAGAAGGAUGAGUACAACCCCAAGAACACCAUCCCAACCGUGAAGCAUGGAGGUGGAAACAUCAUUCUUUGGGGAUGCUUUUCUGCAAAGGGGACAGGACGACUGCACCGUAUUGAGGUGAGGAUGGAUGGGGCCAUGUAUCGCGAGAUCUUGGCCAACAACCUCCUUCCCUCAGUAAGAGCAUUGAAGAUGGGUCGCGGCUGGGUCUUCCAGCAUGACAACGACCCAAAACACACAGCCAGAGCAACUAAGGAGUGGCUCCAUAAGAAGCAUCUCAAGGUCCUGGAGUGGCCUAGCCAGUCUCCAGACCUGAACCCAAUAGAAAAUCUUUGGAGGGAGCUGAAAGUCCGUAUUGCCCAGCGACAGCCCUGAAACCUGAAGGAUGUGGAGAAGGUCUGUAUGGAGAAGUGGGCCAAAAUCCCUGCUGCAGUGUGUGCAAACCUGGUCAAGACCUACAGGAAACGUAUGAUCUCUGUAAUUGCAACCAAAGGUUUCUGUACCAAAUAUUAAGUUCUGCUUUUCUGAUGUAUCAAAUACUUAUGUCAUGCAAUAAAAUGCAAAUGAAUUACUUAAAAAUCAUACAACGUGAUUUUCUGGAUUUUUGAUUUUAGAUUCCGUCUCUCACAGUUGAAGUGUACCUAUGAUAAAAAUUACAGACCUCUACAUGCUUUGUAAGUAGGAAAACCUGCAAAAUCGGCAGUGUAUCAAAUACUUGUUCUCCCCACUAUAUUGAAGCAACAUCUCAAGACAUCAGUCAGGAAGUUAAAGCUUGGUCGCAAAUGGGUCUUCCAAAUGGACAAUGACCCCAAGCAUACUUCCAAAGUUGUGGCAAAAUGGCUUAAGGACAACAAAGUCAAGGUAUUGGAGUGGCCAUCACAAAGCCCUGACCUCAAUCCUAUAGAAAAUAUGCGGGCAGAACUGAAAAAGCGUGUGCGAGCAAGGAGGCCUACAAACCUCCCGAGUGGCGCAGCGGUCUAAGGCACUGCAUCUCAGUGCUUGAGGCGUCACUACAGACCCCCUGGUUCGAUUCCAGGCUGUAUCACAACCGGCCGUGAUUGGUAGUCCCAUAGGGCGGCGCACAAUUGGCCCAGCGUCGUCCGGGUUUGGCCGGUGUAGGCCGUCAUUGUAAAUAAGAAUUAGUUCUUAACUGACUUGCCUAGAUAAAUAAUGGUAAAAUAUAUAUAUAUAUAUAUAUAUAUAUAUAUAUAUAUAUAUAUAUAUAUAUAUAUAUAUAUAUAUAUAUAUUUUUUUUUUUUAAACCUGACUCAGUUACACCAGCUCUGUCAGGAGGAAUGGGCCAAAAUUCACCCAAUUUAUUGUGGGAAGCUUGUGGAAGGCUACCUGAAACGUUUGACCCAGUUUAAACAAUUUAAAGGCAAUGCUACCAAAUACUAUUUGACCCACUGGGAAUGUGAUGAAAGAAAUAAAAGCUGAAAUAAAUCAUUCUCUCUACUAUUAUUCUGACAUUUCACAUUAAAAUAAAGUGGUGAUCCUAACUGACCUAAGACUAAUGUCAGGAAUUGUGAAAAACUGAGUUUAAAUGUAUUUGGCUAAGGUCUAUGUAAACUUCCGACUUCAACUGUAUUAAUCUAAGCUCACUAGGCCUAAAUCACAAUGCUGUUUUCCUCUGUGUGGGCUUUCACAACUUUAGUGGAAGUUUCUUGGCUUUACUUUAGUGAAUGCAAUGAAAUCCCAAGUAAGCUGUGUGUGUUUCUGUGUGUAUCCAGAGGACGUGUUCAGCUCGGCAUCCUAUGAGCAGCUCAUUAUUCAUGAUAGGACUGGGGCUGUUUUUGUUCCUGUCUUUGUCAGUGCAGGGAGCCUGUUGGAAGCCAAUAACCCUAUUUAGCUCCUGAGCAAGGCUCUGCCGUAUUUAAUAAGGCCUUCAGCUGGGAGGAAUGUUUGGGGAAAUGUAUGAAGCCCCUGUGCGUGUUUAGGAAAUGUGUUAAUAAUCGGCCAACCAGCCGCGACCCAGUUCCCUGCCAUUCGGCAUCCGGGGGAAAACGUCACGUUUGGUCCGCCUGCUGAGAUGGACAGGGGAGAGUCUAUGGUUGUCUCCGUAGAGACAGACUGGAUUUUCAAACAGCAUCAGACAGUGUUGCCUCUCUCUCUUAGUAUCUUGGAUCAAGAUGAUUCUGAAAUGUUCAAUGCUAUAGGCCUAUACGCUGAUCGGCUUGCUACCUCACAGAACAAGUUCAGUUCCAAUUACACUGGAUUAAAGUCAACUUGUCAGCAGUCAGACAACAGAACGAGGGCCCUGGAAGUGGAGAGGCCUGUAUAAACGGCACUCCUCCUCUCUCAGGAUUGGUCCUCAGCCUGGGAGAGGAGUGUGCCCUCUGACCUACUGCAGGCUGGAGCUGGCCCUGAGAGAAAUGGAACCUGCUGAUGAUCCUACUGCAGGCUGAAGCUGGCCCUGAGAGAAAUGGAACCUGCUGAUCCUACUGCAGGCUGGAGCUGGCCCUGAGAGAAAUGGAACAUGCUGAUGAUCCUACUGCAGGCUGGAGCUGGCCCUGAGAGAAAUGGAACCUGCUGAUGAUCCUACUGCAGGCUGGAGCUGGCCCUGAGAGAAAUGGAACCUGCUGAUGAUCCUACUGCAGUCUUCUUAUCAUUAAAAUGUAAAGCCACGUUCUGUCUGGGAGGCUCUGUUCACAGCACUGGGAGAUUGUUUUCCUUAGUCCAGGUCCUUGAAUAGGCUCUGUUCAAAACUGUAUAGAAACUACACAUAUUUGUCUGUUUCACAUUUAUUUUGUAGCUUAUUAAGGACAUGGGCUUGUUCCGUCAACACAUCGUAAACCAAAUUACAUGGAGUGGCUGCCUGGCCUGUUUCUGUGCCAAAGAGCAGAGAACUGAAUUUGAAGAGUGUUGUUGGCUUGGCUAUUUGACUCGAUAUAGUCAACAGGAAGCAAUUUUCCAGUACUGCGGAGUACUUUCCGCAGAAGCAAAUAAAUAACAGCUGUUGUAAUGACCCCGUCUAUCCUGCUUUACUGUCAAUCCCAUUUAGACUUAUGUUAUCCCUCUGGCUAUUGGGACUGGAGAAGAGCUUAACUAUAACCUUCACAGGCAGCAUGACAUUGAACACAUUCUCAAGCCCUGCACCUGAAGUCCUGCUCCUCUUCUGGCACUAAGCAUCUUCAGUCAGAUGAGGAUCUGCCUCUGUCUGAUAAAUGGAUUUUGUUCACUGUGUGUCUGCGGUGGGCUGGGCUCAGGGGACCUCUGUAUAGCCCUGUGCUGCCUGUUGGAGACAGCAGCUCCAGCUCCACUGCCUGGUGUCCUCCUUCUGUCUGAUGAAACUUGGAGGUGGAUUAGAGGGAGAAAGAGAGACGGCCCGGUUCUGCCAUGGAGGGAGUGCCCUGGAGGAGACGAGACCCACUUUCUCUCUGACAGAACCCUCUCUGGAGACCUCCUUUCCUCAGACCCAGUUCUCUCUCGAUCUCCCCCCCCCCCCCCCCCCCCCCCCCGAUUCCUCUCCUCAGCCUGGCUUGCCCUCUGUGUAGACCUGCUGUCCCGGUGUUCACUGCCCAGGCAGGACCGUAGAAGGUUAUUCUAAUACAGCCUUCUUUAAUCAAUAAGUCAUAAAAGGCUUUUAGGCCGUUAGGAGGAGGUCGUCUCUGAGAUACCUGAACCUCCCACUGAGGCUGAGACAGAAGUAGAAGUCUGACGACAACCUUGAGUUGAACUUAGUUUGACGUUUUUCCCAACAGCAAGUGGAAGGAAAGGAAUGGUGCCCUAUGUUGCUGUAGGACAAUUGGUCAACAUCAAAUCAACGGACUUAAUCUAAUGUUAUGCACCAAUUUCAUUCAACAGAGGAACUUGAUUAAAUUUGUGCUCCAGUAAAUCAGUAAUUCACCUCGUUAGUAAACUAGGAACAAUGCUGUAUGUGUGUGUCUCUAGUCAGUGGCUGCUAAUAUGUUGUUGUUGUGUUGCAGAGGGAGAUGAAGGAGCAGCUGGCCACUCUGCAGGACAGUGAGAAGGGACACACAGAGGCCCUGCAGCUACUGCAGAGACAACUCACUGAGACCAAGGUAACACAACCCACAUACUAUUACUCACUGAGACCAAGGUAACACAACCCACAUACUAUUACUCACUGAGACCAAGGUAACACAGCCCACAUACUAUUACUCACUGAGACCAAGGUAACACAACCCACAUACUAUUACUCACUGAGACCAAGGUAACACAACCCACAUACUAUUACUCACUGAGACCAAGGUAACCAUACCCAGCCCACAUACUAUUACUCACUGAGACCAAGGUAACACAGCCCACAUACUAUUACUCACUGAGACCAAGGUAACACAGCCCACAUACUAUUACUCACUGAGACCAAGGUAACACAGCCCACAUACUAUUACUCACUGAGACCAAGGUAACACAACCCACAUACUAUUACUCACUGAGACCAAGGUAACACACACUUCUCUACUCACUGAGACCGAGGUAACACACACUUCUCUACUCACUGAGACCGAGGUAACACACACUUCUCUACUCACUGAGACCGAGGUAACACACACUUCUCUACUCACUGAGACCGAGGUAACACACACUUCUCUACUCACUGAGACCGAGGUAACACACACUUCUCUACUCACUGAGACCGAGGUAACACACACUUCUCUACUCACUGAGACCGAGGUAACACACACUUCUCUACUCACUGAGACCGAGGUAACACACACUUCUCUACUCACUGAGGACCGAGGUAACACACACUUCUCUACUCACUGAGACCGAGGUAACACACACUUCUCUACUCACUGAGACCGAGGUAACACACACUUCUCUACUCACUGAGACCGAGGUAACACACACUUCUCUACUCACUGAGACCGAGGUAACACACACUUCUCUACUCACUGAGACCGAGGUAACACACACUUCUCUACUCACUGAGACCGAGGUAACACACACCAAGCACACAAAUCCACUUAGACCAAAGUAUAGAGAGCCUUUUGACCUAUUAGAUACCAAGGUAAAUCACCAGUGUGUCCUGUCUCUCUCAUUCUAUCUUUCUCUCUACCUCCGUUUCUCCUACAACUGACAGUGAGAAUCCAAACAGCAAAUUGGUUCAUUGAGCAUCUCUUUAAUCUCGACACCUUGAUUUAACCAGCAGAGCCAGCGCAUCCAGUCGAUACAACAGCUUCUCCUCUCCUUUUCAUUCUGUCUCAUCUCUCCCCCUUAAGCGUCUUUGAGCUGUAGCUGUCGGAGAGGGAGGGCUCUCUGACAGAUAGGGUUUGUGCCGUCAGCGGUAUUUGUCAUUUGGGAUGCAUCGUUCUUCCUGCUGUUUACAUGCUGGCUGUCCACUGGCAUGCCAGCCAAGCCAGCGCCCUCCCGUCUUCCUGUCCUGUUUUGUCCUGUCUGCUUGAGUUCUGCAAUGCAUGACUUUACCCUGGCUUUGGCCAAGAGAGGCAGACCUGCCUGCUUCCACUGCCAUCAACUCCAGCUGACUGCCAGCUGGAGGUCUCCAUUGUAAAUCAGCCCAUCUCAUUAGGUUUGCGUUCAUUUGUCCGAAGUGAUGUGCGUUGCCUGGAAGAGGGCCAUAAAUCGAUCUCUCUGUCUCACAGAUGCAUUUAGGUUAAUGACAAUGAAUUGCUAUUCUGGCCUUCCUGCUUGACCUCACACAGAAACCAAAGGAGAAUUGAUUAGUAGGAUCAAACACUCAAAACACCCAUAAUCCUCUCUACCCCUCUCUCCUCUUUCACCGGCAACAUGAAGGUGCUGAAACGGGAAACUUUGAGCAGGGUGGUGUGAGGCUGCCAUUACCAUUUGUUUUUGGUGUGACUCUUUAAUGUCCCUUAACACUGCUGUUUGUCAGUUAAUUGGUUUAUAUUGGUUAUGGUGCUCUAGUUUAGUUCCAGCCCUGGGACCAUGUGUUUAGGGACGUCCCCUUCCCCGUCUGAAGAGCAGACGACGUCUGAUUCCCAGGCCCGUGGGGGUUCGCCUGAUAAGCACAUGCUGCUGCUCUGAGACCCAGCCUCCUCUCCCUGUAGGCUUAAUAUGGGCUUUUAAAUAUUCACCCUGCCAUAGCCAUAACACCCUGCAGGGACAUGGCACAUCAGUGUUCCACUGCUGCAGGCCUCAUCAGUACUGUCCUCCUCUCUUUGUCACCAGGUGGAGGAGAGCAGCCCACAGCCCACCGUAAACACACCCCACUCCUGCCCUGCUCUGUACUAGAGAUAAAUGAUAUUAAUAGGCUGAAAGCUCCCAGCAGCACAGAGAUAAUAUCUGCCUGCUUCUAGGUUCCUACUGGAACAAGCUUGCUGCUGGAUGGAGAUGGAUUGAUCGAUCGCAGGCAGUAGUUAUAAAACCCAGAUUAUAAUGCUGCUGCCCCUGCUCAUCCGAACUCCAUCCGAACUCCAACUGUGAUGGAGAGGAGUAGAGGAGUCAUUCCACCAAUUGAGUACCUUUUGGGUAGUGUAGUUUUAGUUCACUUCAUUUUAACAUUCUGUCAAAAAGAGCACAUGUUCAGCAUUAAAAAAAAACUAGUUUUCUCAUCUCAAGGUUAUAUAAAAAAGACUAUUGUAAGUGCCUAUUAAGUGCCAAAUAUAGUAACAGGGUUGAGGAUUUCAUCUUAAAUCAGCUAUACAUCCUCUUGUGAUAAGGGGAAUGGAAGCUUGUUGUGUGCAACAGAGAGGGGCAAUUGAAUGCAACCUUAAAAAAAUAAAAAAUCUAAUGUUUAAACAUUUCUAGCCUGUCUAUCUGUGGGUAACAGGGUUUGACGUGUUAUGCUCGACCCACUCUGUUUUCCACCACAAAACACAAGAAAAUGGUCAAAAAGAGUAGACCCAGCUCACCUGGUUUUACACUAUGAUGUGACUGUUAGAUAUUCAAUGUUUCUUUUGAAAAAUAUAUUUAAAAAGGAAUUGUUUUACCAUAUUAAAAUGAGUUUACUUCACAUAACAAGAUUGACCUUAAAAUGAUGAAUCACUAAUCACAUUAAAUAAAUAAUAAUCUUCAGAAGUUACUUUGUCAAAGCAAUAAAAUAACUAGGGAUUUACAUUUACCACAUUUCCAUCCAGAGUCAUACCGUAUAAAAAUAAAAAUAAAUCACUACAGCUCUGAUGGAAACAGUCAAUUUCUGUACAAUUUUCUGUACAAAUUUUUAAAUGCCGACAGAUAAUUUGUUCGUUCGACUUUGGGAUUUUUUUGUGUCUGUAAAGUUAAUAAUGUGAUAGAUGGUGGUGGAAAUGCCUUUAAGCGCAUAUAUUUAUAUGAUAACCAUCAUAUCGAAGUAAACUUGGAGUCACGCGAUGAUAUGGUGUGUGGUCCUCCCACUACGACUCUGGAAAAUGUGCAUAUUUUCUUAAUGCAGAUUUUUGAAUAUUCACAUGAAAAUCUGUCGCCAAUUGGAUGGAAACCUAGCUCGUGAUGGUGAACUUGGAGAAAUGUGGUUAAGUCAGUCACAAAGGGUGCACAGUCAAAGUGCAUAAUUUUCAUUUAAAAAUCAAUAUUGGUGCACAAUUUCUACUUAAAAUAUCAAAGGGACGCAAAAGGCACUCUCUUUGUGGAACGACCCAGAGACUACUAGAACUAGUUUACCAGUAAACUACCAGAACUUUGGUGUCUUUCAAGGAUUUUAUGUAAUUUAUCACAAGACAUCUAGUAGCCUUCUAUGGUACUUCAGAUGAUCACAGGUGUCUGUAUUUAUCUAUGGCCCUCUUUAAAUAAGAUGAUUUUAUAAUUUAAAAAAUUGAUGACAGCUGUAAAGCAUUAUCCUAAAUAUAAACCAUCAAUUUAGUGAAUACCAUUGGUGUUUAAUAUUUUGUAUUUUGGUAUUUAUUAGGAUCUCCAUUAGCUGCAAAAGCAUCAGCUAUUCUUCCUGGGGUCCAAUACAUAGUAUAGAACAUUAUUAGUCAAGGACUGAAAUAUGAGGGUUUCAGCAUGAAAUAUCUUUUAUUUUCAUUUAAAAAAAUUACACACAUUUAUUUUACUAUGUCAAUGUUUUGGCGUCAAACUGGUGGUAGUUGUGAGAAAAGUCAAUAGUUGGAUGAGUUGCGGAGGUAAUAAAAAAUAAUGCCAUUGUUGAUUAGAUGCUUUUUUCAUUAAUUAGGCAAUUUUCUCUUGAACCUUAUGGUCUAUCUAUUAGUAAACUCAUGGACAAUACAGACACAGAUAUAACAAAAUGAAUACUAUAUCGGCUAAUAUUUGUAACGUGAUCCUGCGUUGUGUACUGUAUAAUGUGAAAUAAAAAUAAAAUGUUGAUCACAAUAAAAAAAAAAAGAAUACUAUAUACUAUACUUUAAAAAAAGUAUUAUUCAGGUAGCGGGGUGGCAGGUAGCUUAGUGGUUAAGAGCAUUGUGCCAGUAACCGAAAGGUCGCUGGUUCUAAUCCCCAAGCCGACUAGGUGAAAAAUCUGUCGGUGCCCUUGAGCAAGGCACUUAACCCUAAUUGCUCCUGUAAGUCGCUCUGGAUAAGAGCAUCUGCUAAAUGACUAAAAUGUAAAUAUAUUACCAAAGUUACGAUAGAAUGACAUAGAUUUUCAGUGAAUUACCAAAAUUACUGAAGAUUCUGGUAACUUUGGUAAAUUACCGGCAGCUUUGCAACCCUAACUACAACAGAGCUUAGAAUGUCCGACAAAGAUAAUGUUUCCUUUGUACAGACGGACAGAAGCCCUGAGUGAGAAGCUGCUCCCUCUCCAGUUGUUACUGGACUGAGCAUAUAGAUCUCCUCUCUUUGUUCUGUGUCUAUGCUGCUACUGCUGUUAGCAUUGGAGGUGAUUAAUUUCCGCUACACUAUAAAUAUAUUCACCCAACUCUCUCCUCUCCUCAGCUUCUGCUCCUUUUCCCCUCAUCAACAGCCCUGCUCUUUCUAAAAUAGCAUCCGUUUAUCUGACUAUCCGCAGGCCUUGUAAAUGUUGCCUUAAACACACAGCUAGUCAACCCCCAGUCGACCCCACAGCAUCAGCCUCUUAAAACAUGCUCUCCAUCUCACAAGCAGCGCCACCAUUGAAACAGCACACUCUUCCACUGUCCCAACCUCCCACUGAGCUUUGCCCUGUUUAACUCCAAAUGCUAUCUGCAUAGGCUGUUCUUAUGAUCGCACAUUUUGAAUUGAGUUACUGAGUGUUGGAUGAUCUAUAACAGCAGAUGAGGUUUUGAUGUCCUUAGAAGCCCUGCCUUUGACUAUGUUAGCCAGAUUUUAUUAAAUCAAUGAGUUCACAUUUACAUAAUCGUUAGGCUAGGUGAUAGAAGGUUUAUAAGGGUGGCUGACUUUCAUCCAACUAAGAGUGACAGAGAGGCACUUGAUUAGAUACACGUUUUCUAUUGAUGUGUUUAAUGCUUGGCGCACAACCUUCACAUCCUAAAUAAACAACCUCUCAUCUCUCUGUUAUCUCUCUCUCGCUCUCAUUCCAGUCGUCGGCCAAGGGCCUGCGUGCGACCAUCGGCGAGGCAUUUGAACGUCUGCAGCGGUUCCUGCGAGAGCGCCAGAAGGCCAUGCUGGAGGAGCUGGAGACGGACACGGCGCGCACGCUCUCCGACAUCGAGCACAAGAUCCAGCGCUUCAGCCAGCAGCUGCGUGACGUCAAGGAGGGCGUCGGCAUCCUGCAGGAGCGUCUCAACGAGACGGGACGCCACGACUUCCUGGAGGGCGUGGCCCUCACCUCCGAGAGGUGCUCUGCUUACUGUCUGACUGACCUUGGAUCAGCUCUUCUUCCAAAAAGCCACAGUCCUAAACUUUUGUAAGAUAGUACGCUGUCUGAGGUUAUGUUAUGUUAUGUUACCCUCCCAACUUAAGACCAUCCCCUGAAUGUAAUGAAUGUAACCCAUUCUGCUCAUCGUCAGGAUACUGAUAGCGAUACUGAUACUGAUAGCUUGGAGAUAAAGUGUAGAGUUAAGCAACAAGGCUUAUCCCAGGUCUCUGACAGAUGACUUAUUAGGGCAGAUAUACCAGACUCAUUAUUUUAAAGCGGGUGCUCGGGGGUUUAAGUUAAAGUAUUUAAGAUCUUAGAAGGGAUUGAUAAGGUGGACUAAGGAAGUUGUUGCCUCAGAAUGCUUUCUAACAACCGGUCCAGAGGGCAUUGACAGGAAUGAGUGAAGAAUGAACUGAUAUACAGGUUUGCCUUCUCACAAAGUUACAAAGAUGCCAGGAAGUGUAGUACUGGCAGAAACCCUUGGAAAAUGUGAGAACAGGCUUGACAAGGUUGUGGUUUCUCCUCAGGCGAACUCUCACAUAGACUCACAGCAGGUGAAUGGUUAGCUUUGCAUAAUUUUCUAUUUAAAUGUUUCAAUGUUCCUCAGGAUUUUCAGUGUACAGCUGUGCAGCCCUAUGGUUCCCAGGCAGGGUUGAGAGGGGGGUUCAAAUUAAAACCACCACCUCUUCCUGCCUGAACCAAAGGAUACAUGUGGGAGGAAUGAGAAUGACUAAUGUGGUGGUGGAUACUGUAAUAGCAUCACAGCUGACCCCCUCCAUCAUCCAUAUCAAUCUACACUGCUGUAGAAUAUUACGUGGGCAUCCAGAGUCUGACAGAUGCUUUUAUCAACAACAAACAGAGAAAAUAGAGCAAUUACUAGAGACAUCUCAGAGAGAGAGAGAGAAGUGAAUGUAAAAGUAGAUCGAUAAUUGACAAUGGCAUUGACAUUGAUCGUCCUUCUCCACCCACAGGAUAAAAGGAAAGAUACAUGAGACCAAUCUAACAUAUGAAGAUUUCCCGACCUCCAAGUACAUGGGGCCCCUGCAGUACACAAUAUGGAAGUCUCUAUUUCAGGAUAUUUCACCAGGUAUGCACCACCUAUGUUAACCCUCACACAAUUCAACUGUGUAACAGCAUGGGCUUCAGCAGGAGCCUCUUAUGAACUGUUAGAUGCACCCAAAUACCUCAGCACAUCAUUCAGUAAUGAAACAAAUCAUUGUCUUUCACCAUGGAUUUUUACUCCAAAGGGUGCUCUUAAGCAAGGCACUUAACCCUAAUUGCUCCGGUAAGAUCGCUCUGGAUAAGAGUGUCUGCUAAAUGACAUAGAUUUAGGUGUAAAUUGGGCUUUGAUUGAUGCCUUGUAAAUAAUGGUAACCUUAGAAAAAAAAAACUCCCACAGUGUGAGCUAAUCCUGCAUUAAAUAUCUGGGAUGUUUGUGAGCUUUGUGAGAAGAUGGUGGCUGGAGGGUUGAGAUGCCCUUCAUUGUUAGGAAAGCUGAUGAAGAUCUCUCUUAUUUUCCCUCCUCUUCUCCCUGAGCCCACAGCCAUCACUCACUCUCAGAGAAGGUUCUUUAAAAUAACGCACUAGGGAAUAGUUCACUCCUUCAGUCCAUUCUCUCAGUUUGGCCUCCUGUAGCUGGGGAUAAGGCAGGGUGGUUUCUUGACCUCCCUUGACUGUGUGCCAAAUGGAACAAUUGGUUCAGAUCCAUCACCACUAGCUGCCACAGUGACAGCACAAAGCCUUUUCUCCCAUCAUCCCUCUCUCUCUGCAGAUGCUAGUUUAGGGGAUUAAUAGUAGUCUACCCCUCCUCUUCUCUCAAACCCAGUGCCCUUUUUCAUCCAUUUUCCCAACUAGAAAAUGGCAUAUGUGUUAAUGACUUGAGUGUAUGAAUGCAUGUGUUUGUAUGUGUGCAAGAGAUAUUAUGACAUUUUCAUGAAUUGAUUGAAACACUGCCUGGCUAUGUCAUUGCGUGGUGAAGACAUUGUCCUGCCUGCUGGCUAGUGGCAAGGCCUCCUGUUUAUACUGUGAGAUAUAAACACUGAGGAACAAGGGGGAGAUUUGGCAAAUUCCUUUCUCUGUUCUGUUCAAUGUUAAACCAGCUCUAUGUAUGGGAGUGAGUGAGGAGAACAAACCGCUAUUGUUCUCCUGGCUCAUUUUCCCAUAAUAACAGAACCCCCUUAAAAGACAGAACCUAGUGCUAUUUAGUGGUGGAGCAGGCAGGGGUGGAGUGCUACAACCACACUCCCUCCCUAACCCACAGUUAACCCACAGUUAACCCACAGAACGACAUGUAGCUAGCUGCCUCCAGCCCUGCCAAGCCAACACAGAGCUGUAGAGACAUGCUCCUCCCAGCUCUAUUUCCAUAGCUUUGCAUGACAUUGUUGCAGAGUACAAUAUCAAAUAGUGGAGGCCAAGGUACUUUGAAUGCAUACUCUAUCAGCUGUUUCCCUUUGUAGCAUAAAGUCAAAGUGUACGAACCAACAGUCCCAAACAUGGCUAAUGUAAAUACUCUUCCUGAUAGAUAUACGCUACAGUUGGGCAAUAGGGUGUAUUACAAGAGUGGAUUAUCAGGCUACCCCAUCAGUCAUCCCAAAUCCCAAUACCAAGACAGUCCCUUAUUCUCCUCCUGAUUGGGUCCUUCAGCUGCACCAGCUCAUAUGAUUGGUAGAGCAGAAACACCAGCCAAAGUCAGUAAACCUACACUGACUGACCACUGCAGACAGAGACUGUGCCAGUGACUCGGCUCCUCUUUCCAAACAGAAUGUCCUUUGUCCUCUCCCAACCGUCUGAUGAAUCACUUUUAAAGAUAACAUUUUGAAAAUCAAUUUGUAUGCACUUGCCUUCAGAUCCCCUCUCCAGUUCAGUGACUGGCUGAAAUGGGAUGCCAGGACAUUUUCACUGCCUCAGCAUAAAACUCAGACAGUACAGCGAUGAUGGUGACAAAUGGAGUGCAAUGAAUGACAUCACAGUUCUGGCGCUAGUGUCUGUCUGAGAGAGGGAGCGUCCUCAUAUCAUAUUUAUGUUUCUCUCUUUUGGUAAACAGUAUGGCAAGAAUAUGUCCUUAGACAGGAUACAGAUAACUGGCUUUAUCUGGGCUAGCCCUGUCUGGUCGUCUCUGCUGUGUUUUCGAACUGUCUCCAUGCUUAAUAUGUCCCUUCUCUCUCUCUCUCUCUGUAGUGCCAGCAGCUUUGACCUUAGACCCCAUCACAGCCCACCAUAGACUCAUCCUAUCAGAUGACUGCACCAUUGUAGCCUAUGGUAACCUGCACCCCCAGCCCCUGCAGGACUCCCCGCGGCGCUUCGACGUCGAGGUGUCUGUGCUGGGGGCCGAGGGCUUUGGCUCGGGGGUGCAUUACUGGGAGGUGAUGGUGUCGGAGAAGACCCAGUGGAUGAUCGGCGUGGCCAACGAGACGGUCAGCCGCAAGGGCAGCAUCCAGAUCCAACCCAGCCGCGGCUUCUACUGCAUCGUCAUGCACGACGGCAACCAGUACAGCGCCUGCACCGAGCCCUGGACCCGCCUCAACGUCAAGAGCAAGCUGGAGAAGGUGGGCGUGUACCUGGACUACCCCAAGGGCCUGCUGGUGUUCUACAAUGCUGACGACAUGUCCUGGCUGUACACCUACCGGGAGAAGACGUUCCCGGCCAAGCUCUGCCCCUACUUCAGCCCCGGGCAGAGCCACGCCAACGGCAAGAACGUCCAGCCGCUAAGAAUCAACACUGUGCGUCUAUAAGAACCACACACAGGGUCACUCUACAGAUCAGAUCACACACCUCAACCCUCCCUGAGGAUAGGGUACCAACGAUGAUAUAACUAAGAUCCUAAAGACAGCUUGUUUUUAAAAAUUUGAGAAAAAAAACAGGGGUAUGACUAUGAAAUGUGGAUUUCUUCCGGGCUGGUGUUCUGUCCGGGUCGCUGUUUUUCCUUGCCUGUCGGUGUGGCUCCUCAUUGAUCUCACCAGGGAGGGACUAUGUGGACAUUGCUGCGGCAUCAUGGUUUCAACUGGAGCCCUGGUCAGCUUCUACAGUGGUGUAAGGAGAGAGAGACCCCCAAGCCCCUCUGGGCUUUACUCUGUCUGCAUAGAUGUCAUCCCACCGUGGUUUAGUAGUGGUAUCUCUGUACUGUGACUGUCUGAGGCCCACCUUGCACAGGCCCAAGGGCUCUGCUCUCCUUACAAGGCUCCAGACGGCUGCUCCGUCUGUCUCUCUCAGCAGCCAGACAUUUGACACUGGUGGUCACCUUUCUUUCUUUUGGCUUGUUUGUGGAAUGUGUCUGACAACACUCUGCUCCUUUUCCUUUGGCACAGUUAGCAGUUGUGAGCUUGUGAGUGAAAGCCUGUCGUCGUGGCAGUGAGUGCUGUUCCAUGUCCUUCUGUGUACCUGUACCCUUUACUGAUGGAAAUGAUGUUGCAGCUCUUGAUUCCUGUCCCUCAGGUCACACGUCCAGUUUUCCAUCGUCGACAGUGUCAGUCAGUCCAAGUGCUGGACAUGGCUGAUACUCAUGAUUUGUAAUGGCAGCCUCAUGGUCCGUGUGCUCUAGUGAUGGUCACUCUGUGCAUGGUCACUAGUGGUGUUUGCCGUCCUCACCCUUCCCUCGUUUCCCUACACCUCUCCCUCUCUGUUCCCUCUCUCAGCACACCUACCUCCUGUGAGCGAUGUUGGGGUGCUUGGAGAGGUGGGCCUGAGAAUGUGCUGCUAUGGGAGUGAGGACAUGUUGCGUGUUUCACGCCUGGCCUCUCUCCUCUCCCCACCGGGUGGUUUCUGUUGGGUUCUUCCACUCCAGCAUGAGAGCUCUACUCUACCUGUCAUGUACCUAUGUUUUCACAUAUUUUGUUACCUUUAUUUUAGCAGGUUAGUCUCAUUGAGAUUAACAAUCUCUUUUACAAGAGAGACCUGGCCAAAAUAGCAGCACACAAAGUUGCAGACACAUUUACAACAUAAAACAAAAAGCACUACAGUUUAAACAACAUCAAUUUACACAUUGAACAACAAGAUGGUUUGGGAAAGUGUGGUGCAACUAGGGGUCAAAACAUUGGUCAAAACAAAAUGGUAGCUGUCUCAAUAUGGUCUUUUAAAUAAAAAUGUACCAAUGAUUUAACCCUUGGUAAAAUAAGGGUUAAAUACAAAAUCAAAAUAAAAGAAGAGCUAAGGAAGGCCAGCCCACUCUCAUAUAGAGGUUACAGUGAUGAGUGAGGGCUUUGGAGUUGGUAACAACACUCAGCACCCCAUGGUACACAGGGUCCCGCAUACGUAAUGACGCCACAGGGGCAUACAUGUACAAAAUAUCACCAUCAUUAAUUACAGGCACGAAAGUAGCGGAAAAUAGCCUCUUUCUCGUGUCAAAAGAAAAACAUGACUUAUUACAAGCCUAAGCUUUUUCACAAGACCUUCGAUGUGGGGUUUAAAGGUGUCACUCAUCUAUCAAGAAACCCAAGUACUUGUACGUUUAUACUCUUUCUAUUUGCUUGUCCUGUGUAGUGACUAUACGUGGACGAGUCUGAGGUUUCAACUUAGAUUUUGUCUUUUCAGCAUUUAAAAGCAACUUCAGCUGACAGAGCUGAGUCUGGACAAUAGUAAAGGCAGACUGCAGCUCUUCAAAGGCCUUAUUCAGUGUUACUGCACAAAAAUAAACAACUGUCGUCAGCAUAAAAAUGAAAACUAGCAUUUGACAAAUUUCUACCAACAUUAUUAAUAUAGAUAGUAAACAACAGUGGUCCAAGAACAGCUCCAUGUGGCGCCACCUUCUGGACGGUUAACAUAUCAGAUGACUUGCCAUCAAACUGGACUCACUGAGUUCUAUCUGACAGUUACCUUUUGAACCAUGAGACUGCCUGAUCAGAUAAUCCUAUCUCCUAUCCAAGUCUUUGCAACAUGUCAUGAUCAAUGGUGUCGAAUGCCUUCGACAGCUCGAUGAAAAGGGAGACAGUGCUGUUUCUUGUCCAUGGCAUCAAUAAUAUCAUUAACAACUUUUGUUGCUGCAGUAGAAGUGCCAUGCUGUUUUCUGAAACCUCAUUAAAACUUUGACACAGAAACCUCUGGUUAGCACGCGUACAUUCCUGAUUCCAUCUCCCUGCCUCCUCCCUCCCAUGAUGUCUCAUCAUCGCAACGUAGGUGUCAGAGGUUAAUCCGAAUAAAUGAAUCUUGACAUCUGCUAAAUUACAGUUGGCCUAUGGGGCAGAGACCACUUACGACUCGAGCAGCAUGAUGCUGCAAUUAAUGAGCUCUGGAAGGUUUUUAAGCAUUCUGUCUUUUUUUUUUCUUCAAAUAUUUUGAAGAUAGUAAAUGCUAUGGACACCAAAUGUUUUCUUUGUUUUAAAGAAAAUAAUAUGGUCAGUCUAAAUAUACUGAACAAAAAUAUAAACGCAACAUGCAACUAUUUCAUUGAUUUUACUGAGUUACAGUUCAUAUGAGGAAAUCAGUCAAAUUCAUUAGGCCCUAAUCUAUGGAUUUCACAUGACUGGGAAUACAAAUAUGCAUCGGUUGGUCACAGAUACCUUAACAGAAAUGGGCCUCAUUAUGGACCUCAGGAUCUCGUCAUGGUAUUUUUGUGCAUUCAAAUUGCCAUCGAUAAAAUGCAAUUGUGUUCGUCGUCCGUAGCUUAUGCCUGCCCAUACCAUAACCCCACCGCCAUCAUGUUCACAACGUUGAUAUCAGCAAACCGCUCGCCCACACAACGCCAUACACGUGGUGUACGGUUGUGAGGCCGGUUGGAAGUACUGCCAAAUUCUCUAAAACGGCUUAUGGUAGAGAAAGGAAAACUCAAUUCUCUGGCAACAGCUCCUGCAGUCAGCAUGCCAAUUGCACGCUCCCUCAAAACUUGAGACAUCUGUGGCAUUAUGUUGUGUGACAAAACUGCACAUUUUAGAGUGGCCUUUUAUUGUCCCCAGCACAAGGUGUAAUGAUCAUGCUGUUUAACAAUCUUCUUAAUAUGCCACACCUGUCAGGUGGAUGGAUUAUCUUGGCAAAGGAGAAAUGCUCACUAACAGGGAUGUAAACAAAUUUGUGCACAAAAUUUGAGAUAAAUAAGCUUUUUGUGCAUAUAGAACAUUUCUGGGAUAUUUUAUUUAUAUGAAACAUGGGACCAACACUUUACAUGUUGCAUUUAUAUUUUUGUUCAGUGUAGUUUAAUAACAACAUUAAGGAUAUGAAAAUGGCCAAGGAAAGUGAUAUUACAGUACAUUAUUAUACUGCACUGGCCUGGACUGUUGACAUCUUGUUGGCAAUGUUACAUUUAGUUCCAUAAGACCAUUGUAAACAUAAUACACCAAUAUAUAUUCUCUGAGGCCCAGUUAUGUGUUGGCUCAGCUGCUUCAUAUGUCCCAAGAGCUCUUGUGAUCCCCUGGUUGAAGACAAGUCCUUCAGAUUCUGUAACAAGAAGCUCUUGUCCCUUAGCAAAGUCCAGCAUGAAGAGAGUCUAGAGCCAGGGACUGUCUGUAUGUUAGUGUGUGCGCAUGUUGGUGGGAUAUGUACAGUGCCUUCAGAAAGUAUUCCUACCAAUUGACUUAUUCCACAUUUUGUUGUGUUACACAGCCUGAAUUUAAAAAAUGGAUGAUUUUUUUUUAUCUCACCCAUACACACACAAUACUCCACAAUGACAAAGUGAAAUCAUGUUUUUAGAAUUGUUUUGCAAAUGUAAUGAAAAUGAAAUACCGAAAUAUCUCAUUUACAUAAGUAUUCACACUCAACUUUGUAGGAGCACCUUUGGAUGUGAUUACAGCUGUGAGUCUUGUUAGGUAAGUCUCUAAGAGCUUUCCACACCUGGAUUGUGCAAAAAUUUUUCCAUUAUUCUUUUCAAAAGUCUUCAAGCUCUGUCAAAUUGGUUGUUGAUCGUUGCUAGACAACCAUUUUAGGUCUUGCCAUAGAUUUUCAAGUAGAUUUAAGUCAAAACUGUAACUCGGCACUCAGGAACAUUCACUGUCUUCUUGGUAAGCAACUCCAGUGUAGAUUUGGCCUUGUGUUUUAGGUUAUUGCCCUGCUGCAGGGUGAAUUAAUCUCCCAGUGUCUGGUGGAAAGCAUAUUGAGCCAGGUUUUCCUCAAGGAUUUUGCCUGUACUUCGCAACAUUCCGUUUCUUUUUAUUCCUGAAAAACUCCUCAGUCCUUAACGAUUACAAGCAUACCCAUAACAUGAUGCAGCCACCACUAUGCUUAAAAAUAUGGAGAGUGGUACUCAGUAAUGUGUUGUAUUGUAUUUUCCCCAAACAUAACACUUUGUAUUCAUUGCAAAAAGUUAAUUGCUUUGCCACAUACUUUAGUGCCUUGUGCAAACAGGAUGCAUCUUUUGGAAUAUUUUUUAUUCUGUACAGACUUCCCUCUUUUCACUCUGUCAAUUAGGUUAGUAUUGUGGAGUAAUUGUUGUUGAUCCAUCCUCAGUUUUCUCCUAUCACAGCCAUUCAACUCUGUAACUGUUUUAAAGUCACCAUUGGCCUCAUGGUGAAAUCCCUGAGCAGUUUCCUUCCUCUCCGGCAACUGAGUUAGGAAGGACGCCUGUAUCUUUGUAGUGACUGGGUGUAUUGAUACACCAUCCAAAGAGUCAUUAAUAACUUCCCCAUGCUCAAAGGGAUAUUAAAUGACUGCUUUUUCUUUUUUUUACCCAUCUAUCAAUAGGUGCACUUCUUUGCGAGGCAUUGGAAACCUCCCUGGUCUUUGUGGUUGAAACUGUGUUUGAAAUUUACUGCUCAAUUGAGGGACCUUACACAUAUUUGUAUGUGUGGGGUACAGAGAUGGGGUAGUUAUUUAAAAAGUUGUGUUUAACACUGCACACAGAGUGAGUCCAUUUAACUUAUGUGACAAAUUUCUACUCCUGAACUUUACGCUUGCCAUAACAAAGCGGUUGAAUACUUAUUGACUCAAGACAUUUCAGCUUUUCAUUUGUAAUUAAUUUGGAGAAAUGUCUAAAAACAAUUUCACUUCCAUAUUAUUGGUUAUUGUGUGACCAAAAAAUCUCAAUUUAAUACAUUUUAAAUUCAGGCUGUAACAUUUGGAAAAAGUCGAGGGGUGUGAGUACUUUCUGAAGGCGCUGUAUGUUCUGGCCUCUUGUCUGUGAGGUGAAGUGAUAAAAGAUCCCCCUAUAUCCCUGCCUGUCCCUGGUCUUGCAUCCUUGUGUUUGUAUGCGUCUUGUCUGUGUUGUCUACUUUAAAGAACUGGGGCAGUGCCCUGCUUUGUUGGAUGCGUUGUUGGUGUGUUCUGAUGAGUAUGUGCAGGAUGAUGCAGAUCCCUGUGGGGUCUAUUAAAAGCAAGACUGCUGUCCGGUGAUAUGGAUACGAAGCAGAAUAUUAUUAUUAUUGUUGGGUGGUGGUGGGUAACUGGUGGUGGUGGUGGUGAUGAUGAUCAUAAUGGUGAUGGUGAUUAUAAUACCACUUUUAAUGAUGAUUAUAAUUAUGAUUGUGUCUGGAUGUCGGUGGCUGUGCACCCAUCAUUGUGCGAAUACACACUGGUGUGCUUGUUGCUAGAGGAUCAUGAGAUAUGUUUUAAUAUACAAUUAAAGACUGGUAAAACCAACAUGCCUGUUUGAUUUUCUUUUAGAAACACUGAUAAACAUACUAGUACAUUAACAUGUCGUUCUAAUGCAUUUGUUGGGGCUCAGAGUCCUUCGACAAUAUGCAUGUGAAAUGCUUGCGCAGACAAUGUUUUCACAGAACUCAUUACUAGAGAGCAGCUAGAAUAUAUCAGAAUGUACAGUAUGAGAGAUUGCCUGUGGAAGCUAAUGCUUGCUGGCGUACAUUCUGUGUCAAGGUGCAUAUUUCAGCUGAGAUGUGCCAAAUCCCUGCGUUGUGAAAGCCUCCCUGGCAAGCCAGAGACUAUGUAGUCCCUUUGUUCCUCCCCUUUUCAUGCUGAGGCAUUUUUCAACUAGAUGAAUAAAAAGCUGAGAGUAACCUUGUGAUGGAUCACACUGUCUGAACACAAGACAACCUCACUGCAGGGGAGGGCCUUACUGUGCUGUAUGCAGGGCUGAUCCCUCACUCAAUGGCUCUCUGUCUGCUGUUUAUGAGAAUGCCUGGCGAUUGGAGAAUGCCUUCUAAAAAAGGGCCAGCCCACUCAUUUAUUUUUAAUGAAACCAUUGUAUAAAGUGAACGUCUGAAGCAAGAAGCAGCGGUUAGCCGGCUAUUUGAUAUCGGUGCCGUUGUUGGAGGAAAGGUUAUGCUUGUAGCGUGACAUUACCUCAUGCGCCAUUAUAUGUGCUAAUUGAGGGCCGAUUGAUUCCAGUUGCAUCAUUAUUACAGAGGAGCUGUGGACCUGGCAACAGAGCAGAGCAACCGAGAGCCUUUGUUAAUGUCAGUCAGUUAGACCCCAGGACAAGAUCUCACUACUUCUCCUCUACAGUAUAGUUUUCUCCUCUCACUCUCCUAUAUUGGAGCAGACCAUCUAACUUCACCUCAGGAGAAGUUGUCCAUUAAAAUGGAAGGGAUAUUUUGCCUCACCAUUUCAUACAGGUAAAUGUGGCACAGGUAUGGGUGUAGUGUGAGCUGUUGGCUUCACUGUCCUCUAAGAACAGUGAGCUGAUGGUAAGUAGGGCUGUUCUCUCACAGGUACCAUAACUAGUGACUCUGAAUGAGCUGGAGAGAGCGUCUUCACUCUAUCAAAUCAAAUGAUGCCAUAGACACGAUGAGUAGACCACAUACAGUGUGUGUUUGUGGCUAGAGUUUAGAUCAGGAAGUAAAUGAAUACAGAGUAAACAAAGUGACCUUGAGAAAGAUGACGAAUGGAACUCUUGUCACAAUGAUAAUAUUUUGUUGAGUGUUAUCUGCAUGCACUCAUGGUUUGAACAAAGGAACAGUCUGAACAUAAUCUGAUUUUUGUAAAUGUAGCCUCUGCAGGGCAUAUUCAAGUCCUUUGUACAAACAAUUUAGCCCCGUUUUCAGCAGCAAAAUGCUCUAAUUCUUCAAUAUUUAAGGGGUGCCCUCCACAAACUGCUGUUUUCAGAUCUCGCCAUAGGUUUUGGAUUUGAUUCAGGUCUGGUAUUUUCGUAGGCCACUCCAGAACAGUCCAGCAUCUCUUCUUAACCCUUCCUGGGUGCUUUUUGAUGUGUGUUUGAGGCCGUUGUCCUGCUGAAAGACCCACAAUCUUCAAUGGAGGCCCAGUUUUUGGACACUUGGUUGAACAAAACACCUGAUAAUCUGCUGAUUUCAUGAUGCCUUGUGUAGUUCAAGGCCCCUAGUACCAGAGGCGGCAAAGCGACCCCACAGCAUUAUCAAAUCUGCCCCAUCUUUGAUUGUAGGGAGGGUGUUCUUUUCAUUGAAUGCUUAAAGGUGUUUUGGAGUGCAAUGCUCAAAUCAGUGUCCAGAAACGGUCUCUCUGUUGAAGGUAGUGGGUCUUCCAGUAAGACAACAAAAAAAACAUGGUUCAAGAAGAAACACUGGACUGUUCUGGAGUGGCCAGUGAUGAGUCCAGAUCUGAAUCACAUCCAAAACCUAUGGCGAGACAGCAGAAUUAGAGCAGUUUGCUGCUGAAGAGUGGGCCAAAUUGCCAGUAGAAAGGUGCAGCAAGUUCAUUGAUAGUGUUAGGUUCUAAGUUCUGGUACAAAAUCCAGGACACCAAAGGAAGCUCAGACUACAUUUAUUACACCCAAACUGGAUGCUACAGCUGCAAAGCACAACAUACAAUUGUUACGAACCCUGUGGCUUUAAACGUCUAGGGUGGAUGGACAAGAGACCCGUAACAUAAUUCAUGCAAAUUAGAAUCGUGACAUGGAACAGUGAGAACAAAAACGACACGACAACCAUAAACUACCGUCAAACAUAAAAGGUUUAUUUUUGAACACACGGUAAAGGUUUGGGGAAAAAGGGCUGAGCAGGACCCAAGAAAUGAAACAAUAGUGUAAAACACCCCUAAACUGAUCUUGCCUGCCUCAAGAACCGCUAAGCUACUGCUAAUCAUACAAAAAUUACAGUGGGUGGUCCGCUCAGGUCUAACUAGUGUUUUUAGACUUUUCUUCCUACGGGUAAUAUACGCCCAAGGGCAACUUGCUUAAACUCCCCUUUUCCCAGAAACAAAGUUACCAAACAGAGUUACCAGCAAAUGAGUGAGUACACAAAACACCACAGUAUCCAUACUCACAUACGGAAAAUAGUCUAACAAAGUUACCAAACAGAGUAACCAGCAAAUGAGUGAGUACACAGGACACCACAGUAUCCAUACUCACAUACAGAAAAAGUCUCUCACAAAGUUACCAAACAGAGUAACCAGCAAAUGAGUGAGUACACAAAACACCACAGUAUCCAUACUCACAUACGGAAAUAGUCUCUCUCUACAAACACAACUGACUGGCUUUAAAACAAUGGGAUGUGUGAUUGAAAAACCAGAAACAGAUGGUGCAAUGCAGAGGAAUGUCCACUGAUUGGUCCACCUCAGCAAUCAGCAGACACCCCAACGACCACCAAUCAGGAACAUACAGGACACCUGUGAUUAGGGCAGAAGGAGAGGAAAAACACAAAAAGACACAGGAUACCUGUAUCCGUAACAACAAUUCUCACACGCAUAUAUUUAUACCUUCCGAUUAGGCGGAGUCACUUCCUUGUACUGUAUUUCUAGGAUAAACAAUCAGUCUCUGUUACUGGGCAAGAACUGAGUCUGUUCUUCCUAUUGGAGUUAUCGUGGCCCAGCAUGAGUCCAGAAUCUUAAUGGGUAGGGAUGUGAGAUAAAACUACAGUUGGAGUAUUGUUGGGAUGGGCCCCUCUAGCCCCACCUCCCAGAGGUUUCUUCGUUCUUCAACUGUUGUGCUCACCUCGAUGUUGAACUCUUUGUCUCUCCCUGCCCUAGUUCCACAGAAACUAGCCUGACCUUACCAGGAACUGAGACUCGACUGUGGCUCUACCUACUUCCUUAGAAAUAUUAAUAUACAGCAAUAAUGUAUAUGGACAUAGAGAGACUUUCUGUACUUCCCCUUGCCGCUGCAAUAACACUCUCCAGCUCCAACAUCCUAACCAAUAACAAGGUAUUACUACUAAUAAGCAGAUUAUGCAAUUAUUAACAGGCUCAUUAUACAACUAAAACAGCUCAAGUCAAAUCAUGUCCAACAAUGGCUACAAGAAGCAUUUGUAGAAGUUGUUUUGGCCAUAGACUGUGCAACCAAGUACUAGCUCUGGGGUGGCAAUAAUUCUGUCCAUGCCAUUUCUCUUUAAUUUAUCAAUAAAAAUUGUAAACUUAAGUUCUGCAAUGUUAAAAAUCAAAUAACAGGGUGUGGAGACCUUUAAAAAAAAAAACGUGUUUACAUUUAUUUUAGAAGAAAUAGGGAAUUAUUUAAGAAAGGUGCAAGGGUGCCAAUAGAAUUGGCCGCAACUAUACCUAUAAUAAUGACAUUUAUGUAUUUUUUAUAUAUAUAUAUUUUUGUGCUCUUUUCUACAUUGUAGAAUAAUAGUGAAGACAUCAAAACUAUGAAAUAACACAUAUGGAAUCAUGUAGUAACCAAAAAAGUGUUAAACAAAUCAAACUAUAUUUAUAUAUUCAAGAUUCUUCAAAGUAGCCACCCUUUGCCUUGAUCACAGCUUUGCACACUCUUGGCAUUCUCUCAACCAGCUUCAUGAGGUAGUCACCUGGAAUGCAUUUCAAAUAACAGGUGUGUCUUGUUACAAGUUAAUUUGUGGAAUGUAUUUCCUUCUUAAUGUGUUUGAGCCAAUCAGUUGUGUUGUGACAAGGUAGGGGUGAUAUACAGAAGAUGUUUGGUAAAAGACCAAGUCCAUAUUAUGGCAAGAACAGCUCAAAUAAGCAAAGAGAAAUGACAGUCCAUCAUUACUUUAAGACAUGAAGGUCAGUCAAUACGGAACAUUUCAAUAACUUUUAAAGUUUCUUCAAGUGCAGUCGCAAAAACCAUCAAGCGCUAUGAUGAAACUGGCUCUCAUGAGGACCGCCACAGGAAAGGAAGACCCAGAGUUACCUCUGCUGCAGAGGAUAAGUUCAUUAGCGUUACCAGCCUCAGAAAUUGCAGCCCAAAUAAAUGCUUCACAGAGGUCAAGUAACAGACACAUCUCAACAUUAACUGUUCAGAGGAGACUGCGUGAAUCAGGCCUUCAUGGUCGAAUUGCUGCAAAGAAACCACUACUAAAGGACACCAAUUAGAAGAAGAGACUUGCUUGGGCCAAGAAACACGAGCAAUGGACAUUAGACCGGUGGAAAUCUGAUGAGUCCAAAUUUGAGAUUAUUGGUUCCAACCGACGUUUCUUUGUGAGACGCAGAGUAGGUGAACGGAUGAUCUCCGCAUGUGUGGUUCUCACCGUGAAGCAUGGAGGAGGAGGUGUUAUGGUGUGGGGGUGCUUUGCUGUUGACACUGUCUGUGAUUUAUUUAGAAUUCAAGGCACACUUAACCAGCAUGGCUAUCACAGCAUUCUGCAGCGAUAAGCCAUCCCAUCUGGUUUGCGCUUAAAUGGGACUAUCAUUUGUUUUUCAACAGGACAAUGACCCAACACACCUCCAGGCUGUGUAAGGGCUAUUUGACCAAGAAGGAGAGUGAUGGAGUGCUGCAUCAGAUGACCUGGCCUCCACAAUCACCCGACCUCAACACAAUUGAGAUGGUUUGGGAUGAGUUGGACCGCAGAGUGAAGGAAAAGCAGCCAACAAGUGCUCAGCAUAUGUGGGAACUCCUUCAAGACUGUUGGAAAAGCAUUCCAGGUGAAGCUGGUUGAGAGAAUGCCAAGAGUGUGCAAAGCUGUCAUCAAGACAAAGUGUGGCUACUUUGAAGAAUCUAAAAUCUAAAAUAUAUUUUGAUUUGUUUAACACUUUUUGGUUAAUACAUGAUUCCAUAUGUGUUAUUUCAUAGCUUUGAUGUCUUCACUAUUAUUCUACAAUGUAGAAAAUAGUACAAAGAAAGAAAAACCCUUGAAUGAGUAGGCGUAUCCAAACUUUUGACUUUUACUGUAUAUUUCAAUACCAAUCUACAUCCAGUGUCAGAGAGUUUAGAGAGUGAGCUCAGCCUCAUUUUGUUCUGGGCUCCUGGCUGAAUCAUUAUUCUGCGGUGUAUCUGUCUGUACAGGUCUGAAUACUUUGGCAGCAGGGAAGAUGUAGCUAAUUAGGCCUACCUGCUGUUGACUCAGUGUUUGCCCUCUGGCUCUCUCAAGGGGAGCACAACCUAAACGUUACUCCUUUGUUCAAAGAAAUCCCCUCCAGCUCUUGUUUUAAUGUACUGUAUAGAAUACACAUUCUAGCCUGGGAGCUUCGGAGGUCUCUACGUUGUGAGCUGCCUGGGGUUGUUGCUGGCUGCAGGCUGCCCUCUGGUGUUGGCCUGGGUAAUAUCAGUGUCUCCAAUUUUCCAAUUGGCUCAUUCAUCCCCCCUCCUCUCCCCUGUAACUAUUCCCCAGGUUGUUGCUGUUAAUGAGAAUGUGUUCUCAGUCAACUUACCUGGUAAAAUAAAAUAAAAAGGAUCCUCUCUGGAGACAUUUGAACCUGAUGUUAGGAGGUAUGUAGCAUAUGUCUGCGAUGUGAGGCAGGGGACGGAACAGGGUUUAUAUAUAUAAUUUCCCUGGAUCCUGUAUGUGUCUCAGAUGUUAUUCAGCUCCCUGCUGUGCCUGUGAUCAAGUGGAAUCUAAUUCCUGGACUGUAAACCCCUGAGUAAAGAGAAAGCUUUGUUGUUCUUUUAUACUUAGCUACAGCCCAACGGCAGUAGUGUUGAGAGCCACUUUUUGGUAAGUGUACAUUAUAAUCACUUACCUUUUGCUGUGGUAAGGUGAAGUCAGAUAAUCCCCAAUCAAACUAAUCUCAAUCACACUCCAGAUAACUGAACCCCCAUGUACUGUUACUGUAUUCCAAUACUGUUUUAGCAAACUAAUUAUUAGGUUGCAUGUCUAUAGAUCUGGCAAGCAAGCCUCAACCUGCCUUUUUCAGCACUCCUCAGCAGCUUCCCAGAGAUCACUCGGCACGCAUGAAUAGACAGUCACAGUCAAAAGGGGAAUUGUUUACUUUAUAUCAUUGACAGGUAGACCAGCUGUCUACAUGUAAUAUUCAUCUGAUCCCACCACCGGACAAUACCUAAUUAAUCCCUCUCAACACAAUCCCAUUCCCAAACCACACCUUAGUAUCUAACACUACCCCAUCCAGGUUUAUUGUCCAGUACACUGACUUUAUGCCGGUGUUACAUUGACUGGGAGAGCCGUCUGUUGUCUGUGGCUUCUUUGGGUACAAACAAUAAGAUCUUCAAACUCCACUCCAGCAUUGUCUCUAUGUGCCUGAUCAGUAGGAUGUUCACACUGAGAUUUAGAGGUAACACACAGACGGUGAGCAGACACACAAACCCUGUCAUUACGUUUACCCCCAGGCAGGGAAAGCCCCACUGCCCCAGCCCCAGCCCACACUGGCUCUUGUAGGUAGAGUCUGUGUGUUCCUCCACAGUAGUACUGAGAGGCAUGUCUCCCAGUCCUUUUGUCUCUUUGUGUUCCUGUAGUCUGUCUACUGACAAACACUCCAGCGAUAAGUCGACAGGGUAUCCAUGGUGAGCCAGUGACAGCUGUAUGUUUUCCCCGGAACAUGGGCUGUGAAGGGAGCAUCUGGACCAUGUUGUCUCUGGGUCAACAGACUGUAUGGCUGCCACCGCUGACAUCACAGGGUUCACAGCCUUACAUGGCACAGGGAAUGUUUGUACGGGCAGUUGAAUGUCAGUGCCAUGUUCCUCCUUGUAUGUCGUUGCGGGUGUGUGUGGGUCCGUCUCUGUGUGGGCCAGGUGUCGUCUGAGCAGGCCCAAGCCCACCGUCAACACCAGCAGGAGGGCCAAGGUCACGGUCAAGCAGGGCUCACUCAGAGCAGACAGGACGUUGUUGGGGAGGCUGGGAAGGCACAGAGUGAGGGAGCUGGUCCUCUCCAUGCAGACCUUCACCCAAAGACUCCAGCUCUGACCCCCACAGAUGCCACAGAGAACCCACACCAGCAGACAGCAGAGGAAGUAUAUGAUGUGGGACAGACACUUUUCCUGGUCCUCUCUCCCUCCUCUCUGGGUGUCUGUGUCCCUGCUCUGCCCAUUCUCUACCUCCACUGUCACACUGUUGUGAGGUGCAGGAGCUUUAGAGCCCAGAGUUUUACUCUGUUCGUCUGCGUCUCCAUCCACUGCUCUACCUCCAUCACCAUGGACCUGGAGCCACUGCAACUUCAUGGCAGUCUCCACAGCAACAAGAGGAGUGGUCAUCAGCAGCACCGCCCAGUAGGUGUGGCUGAGGAAGAGCAGGAAGCGCAGGGCGAUGACAUCAGUGGAUAUGGAAAACUGAGGUAG
This is a messenger RNA of Coregonus sp. 'balchen', 35625 nucleotides long. Lineage: Eukaryota; Metazoa; Chordata; Actinopteri; Salmoniformes; Salmonidae. The record is from the annotation of a GenBank genome assembly.